UUCCGUCCUCUUCGAUCUGGGCACAGGUGUUCCUCCACCAGCUCGGGAAUCCCCUUCCACUCGCCACCGCCACCGCCGCCGCCGGCGAGCCACGGACCUUCUCCUCGCCCCCAUCCCCUCGCCAACACAGGAAGAUUCGCGCCCAGGAGGUUCUCCUCUGACAGCGGUCGCCGCCGCCCCCUCCAGGUAAUAUUCUACUGCCCUGAGCACAUUGAAAGAUGGUUAAUGCAAUCAAGGGGCUGUUCAUCUCCUGUGAUAUACCGAUGGCUCAGUUCAUUGUUAAUAUGAAUGCUUCAAUGCCCGCAUCGGAGAAGUUCAUCGUGCACAUUCUUGACCCCACACACAUGUUUAUCCAGCCUAAUAUGGGAGAUUACAUCAAAAGCAAGAUGGCGGAGUUCAGAGACCAGAACAGCUACGAGAAACCAACAUGAAGGGCCCCCAUCCAUUACCGCGCGAUGUAGAAACCACUGCACCUUGCUAUGUUCAGCUAGCCGAGGCAAGAAGCAUUAAGAGAUACCUACACUAGCGGUUGAUUCCUGGCUAUGUGGAAUGGUUACAGACUGAACAACAUGUACUCUAGUGAUGUACUGUAAUGGUAAUUCUGUAGUAUCAAUGUAUUGAAUCUUCAUGUCCUCUGGUUGACCCUUUACUUGGCAAUGAAAUUGCCUUAUUUUA
This is a messenger RNA of Triticum aestivum (bread wheat), 675 nucleotides long. RefSeq names its product general transcription and DNA repair factor IIH subunit TFB5. Gene Ontology annotation, cellular component: transcription factor TFIIH holo complex; transcription factor TFIIH core complex. The record is from RefSeq and is a predicted model, not a curated record. The coding region runs from base 219 to 431 and encodes 70 amino acids. The transcript has 4 exons. NCBI's taxonomy places the organism in Eukaryota, Viridiplantae, Streptophyta, Magnoliopsida, Poales, Poaceae. Gene Ontology annotation, biological process: transcription initiation at RNA polymerase II promoter; transcription by RNA polymerase II; nucleotide-excision repair, preincision complex assembly.